AUGAACGCUCUGUAUAUACACGCGCAGAAGCAGAAGACGCAGUUGCAGCAGGAUAUCGCGAAGUUUGAGCAGGAUAACUUGACAGCGCCGAUCUCUUUGCAAGGCUCCAUAUCCGCGACGCUGGUGGCAUUCGAGAAGACCAUCGAGCAGUACAAGCAGCACUUCGACAAGCGGAGAGCCGGUGGAAGUAAUGACGAGGAGCAGCUGGAUCCCAAGUACGAGCUGCGGUUGGUGUCGCUGAAGAAGGAUCACAAGGACUUCGACGCGAAGUUCAAGGAAUUGAAGCAGAAAUACAACGAGAAUAACGCCAGGAGUAAGCUGUUCGAGUCACCGCUGGAUGCACAGACCGGUGGAGAGUCUGUGAUGAAUCAGAGGAGAACCGCUACCAAUGACCACACAUCGCAACCUGGGAACACUUCUAGUAACUAUGGUCUACCGAUGUAUGAUGGGUUGCAGAAGGAACAAUCUAUAUUCCAGAGAGGUAACGCACAGCUGGACAUGAUCUUGGAAAUGGGACAACAAUCGCUGGAUGAUAUUAUGGAACAAAACCAAAUCCUACUGAAAGUCCAAGAUCAAAUGUCUCGUAGCUUAAGGACUUUGGGUGUCUCCGAAGAAACAAUCCAAACCAUCAAUAAACGUGUGUUCAAGGAUAAAUUGAUAUUCAUAUUAAUAAUAUUUUUGUUUCUGGUCGGUGUCUACUACGUACUAAAAUGGUUCAGAUAA
Nakaseomyces glabratus is the source of this 723-nucleotide messenger RNA. It is a transcript of the gene BOS1, whose product is annotated as Bos1p. The record is from RefSeq and is a predicted model, not a curated record. Gene Ontology annotation, cellular component: endoplasmic reticulum membrane; ER to Golgi transport vesicle membrane; late endosome membrane. Gene Ontology annotation, biological process: endoplasmic reticulum to Golgi vesicle-mediated transport; vesicle fusion; retrograde vesicle-mediated transport, Golgi to endoplasmic reticulum. Gene Ontology annotation, molecular function: SNARE binding; SNAP receptor activity. NCBI's taxonomy places the organism in Eukaryota, Fungi, Ascomycota, Saccharomycetes, Saccharomycetales, Saccharomycetaceae.